This is a messenger RNA of Panthera uncia (snow leopard), 1891 nucleotides long. It is a transcript of the gene FOXA3, whose product is annotated as forkhead box A3. The record is from RefSeq and is a predicted model, not a curated record. Gene Ontology annotation, biological process: anatomical structure morphogenesis; cell differentiation; regulation of transcription by RNA polymerase II. Lineage: Eukaryota; Metazoa; Chordata; Mammalia; Carnivora; Felidae. Gene Ontology annotation, molecular function: RNA polymerase II cis-regulatory region sequence-specific DNA binding; transcription factor binding; DNA-binding transcription factor activity, RNA polymerase II-specific.
GCUGGGACCCCGGGCGGUCGGACGGGCGGGCACCGGUCGGAACUCGGGCCGUGCCGGCUGAGAGAUCUGAAGCGCUCGGUUUCCCCCCCCACCCCGGGCCGGAGCGGGGGCGGGAGGGGGCGCGGGCCCGGGGGAUGCUGGGCUCUGUGAAGAUGGAGGCCCAUGACCUGGCCGAGUGGAGCUACUACCCGGAGGCGGGCGAGGUCUAUUCACCGGUGACCCCAGUGCCCACCAUGGCCCCCCUCAACUCCUACAUGACCCUGAACCCUCUGAGCUCUCCCUACCCCCCCGGGGGGCUCCCUGCCUCUCCGCUGCCCUCAGGACCGCUGGCGCCCCCAGCCCCCGCGGCACCCCUGGGGCCCACCUUCCCGGGCCUGGGUGCCAGCACUGGUGGAGGCAGCAGCUCAGGGUAUGGGGGCCCGGGCCCGGGGCUGGUGCACGGGAAGGAGGUGCCAAAGGGCUACCGGAGGCCACUGGCCCAUGCCAAGCCGCCAUAUUCCUACAUCUCGCUCAUCACCAUGGCCAUCCAGCAGGCGCCGGGCAAAAUGCUGACCCUGAGUGAGAUCUACCAGUGGAUCAUGGACCUCUUCCCUUACUACCGGGAGAACCAGCAGCGCUGGCAGAACUCCAUCCGCCACUCCCUGUCUUUCAACGACUGCUUUGUCAAGGUGGCGCGCUCCCCAGACAAGCCAGGCAAGGGCUCCUACUGGGCCCUGCACCCCAGCUCAGGUAACAUGUUUGAGAAUGGCUGCUACCUCCGCCGCCAGAAGCGCUUCAAGCUGGAGGAGAAGGUGAAGAAGGGGGCUGGCGGGACGUCCACCUCCAGGAACAGUGCAGGGUCUGCCGCCCCGGCCACCACGCCUGCUGCCACGGUCACCUCUCCCCCCCAGCCCCAGCCUCCGCCGCCUGAGCCCGAGGCCCAGGGUGGGGAAGACGUGGGGGCUCUGGACUGUGGCUCUCCCCCUUCCUCCACCCCCUACUUCGCUGGCCUGGAGCUCCCAGGGGAGCUGAAGCUGGAUGCACCCUACAAUUUCAACCACCCCUUCUCCAUCAACAACCUGAUGUCGGAGCAGACACCAGCACCUCCUAAACUGGACGUGGGGUUUGGGGGCUAUGGGGCAGAGGGUGGGGAGCCUGGGGUGUACUACCAGGGUGUCUAUUCCCGCUCUCUGCUUAACGCAUCCUAGCAGGGGCGUGGGAGCGUGGUGGGUGGGGUAUGGCUGUAGCUCCCACCAUCUGGCCCUUGGGGCCUGACCCACCUGGUGACACUUUGCUUGUCCCGUCAGUCAACAUCUUGGCUGGUCUGUUACUGUGGUGACUGCUGUCUCUGUGGGCGUCAUGUCUAUCCUUUGGGUACUGUGAUAACUGCCAUCGACAUGGUGGUGGGCCCGCUGGGUGUUACAAAGACUGCCGUAUUGAUCGAUGUUAUAAGUUGAUCCAUUGGGUGCUCUGAUGGCUGCCAUCUUGGAUGACAUCUUAGCUGGCCCUUUGGACAUGGUGACGGACAUCCUCUUGACCGACCCUUUGCAUGUGAUGGUGACACCAUCGCAAUUACAACUUAUUUGGCCCGUUGGGGGCUGUGGUCCCUUCUUUCUUGGGGAACUUCUUGGCAUAGGAGGUGCCAAGUUGGCCAACAUCCUGCAUAACAUCUUUAUUUGGCCCAUUGGGUGCCAUGAUGGCCACUAUCUUGGUUGGCUGACGUAACCAGUGAACCAUGACGGCUAUCACAGCCCCUGUGUUGGCCAUGUCACCACCAUCUCUUUGGUGCGAGUUGAGUGAGGAAUGCAGGUGAGAAUAUUCCUUGUUUUUUUCGGGAGCCUAUUCCCCCUCUCUGGUCCAGGAGAAUCCAGAAAGGACUGGCUAGGGUGUGGGAAACUUCUACUGAAAUCUG